AGUUGUUCAACCUUUUUAUUGGUUAAUUUUGCAGACUUAAGAUGCCCUUUUUCUCUCUAGAUUUCCUAGCUCUUAGGAUAAUUUGUUGAGGUCUCUUUCUUAGUCUGGUUUCUGAUUUUACCCCCAGUGAUUAGCCUCUCCAUUUCUUUUCUUUGAGGCCUCCUCAAUGCUGAUUCUUGCGUAACUUGAUCUUCAGAUUCUAUACUUCUAGUUAUUUAACAAUAACACAGCAUCUAAGAUACCCAACAAAAGUCAUUUUCCAUUUUCAGCAAACUUGGUCUUUUCAGAUUCUAGGACACAAAAUGUUUCGGUGGCUAUUGAAGCCCAGGUUCUAUUCAAAAUGGCUUUGAAAAUUCGGCUGGAGAGAAUACAGAAUAGGAAGAAAGCAGUGCUGAAGUUUUUGAAGAGUGACAUCGCAGAGCUUCUAAGGCUUGGCCUCGAAUACGAUGCAUAUACAAGGGCUAAUGGACUUCUGUUAGAGCAGAAAAUGUUAUCCUGCUAUGAACUCGUUGAAAACUUUGUUGGGUGCAUAUCAGAUCAUGUUGAAGACCUAGCUAAGCAGAAGGAUUGCCCUGAUGAAUGCAAGGAAGCUGUGCCAUCAUUGAUAUAUGCUGCUGCAAGAUUUGGUGAUCUGCCAGAAUUGCUUGAGCUCAGAACAUUAUUUACCGAAAAAUAUGGGAAUUCUCUUGAACCUUAUCUAAACAAAGAGUUUGUUGAGAGGCUGAGGCAAGAUCUACCUACAAGAGAAAUGAAGAUUGGACUAUUAUAUGAUAUAGCACAAGAGUUCUCCAUAGAAUGGGAUGACAAGUCUCUUAGAGAAAGACUUUAUACACAGUCGUCAUUACGUGAAGGGAAGCCUGGAGAAGAUUUCAAUGGAUCAAAAGGAAAGGAAAGAGUAGGAAGGAAGGAUUUGAAUGACGACUCAUGGAUUCAUCAAAACAGUAGCAGUGAUGAUGAAACAAGUCUGUCAUCUAAUGAUGGUAGAAAGGGUACCAGUUCAAGUUCAUUGGGAAGCAUAUCUGAGGAUGAAGUUGAAAAAGCUGAAACCAACUGGCCAAUUUCUUCCUUUUGGCGCAUUCCGCCUCCCUAUCUAAAACAAAAGACCAACAAAAGUGAUUCAAAGAAAACAACACAUGUUGACACUGCAACAACACCAGAUUCAGGUGGAAUGAAGUCAGACAGAAAAAAACGUUAUCCUUCUCAACAACCAGAACAUGAUACUGAGCAAACCAGAAGGCGUAGAAGCCCACAUGUCAGAGGAAAAUCUCUUCCUUCUGAAUCCAACACUGCUGUGGAAACAUCAAAAGGGCAUAUACGAACAAUUUCCUUAGAAUCUGGAAUGCGGGGUGGUGCAAGGCGUGUGCAUCCGAAUCUACCCGAUUAUGAUGAUUUGAGAGCUCGUCUUUUAGCUCUUCGACAGAGAUAAGAAAAAAUGCAGCCACACCAGAGAAAACAUUCUCUUUCUCUUUCUCUUACUUGGUUUGUUUAUUCUUUAAUGCUGGCAGUGACACGAUUUCAUCUGAUCUAUUCUGGGACAUUUAUGUCGUGUCCUGUCUCAGCAUCUAUAGACAUAUAACAUAGUUUCUUUGAUUCAUUAUUCAAGCUCUAUUAUUUCUAACUCUUUAUAUGUUUAGGAUUCAAAUCACAACGUUGUUGUAUGUAAAACACUAAUGAUGUCAGAUUAUAAACAUACAUCAGAAUUUCAGGAUUAACGAAGUCUUCAUUGCAAGAAAUUUUGUUUGCUACUUCUUUCCUUUCCUCCAUUUUUUUUUUGUGCCUAUGAAAAAUGAAUAAAUAGAGAUGAACUAUCCUCUAAUAUUGAAAGAAAACAGAGGAAAUUUCCAUUUAAACAUACUUUAGUAGCAAAGAAACAGUGGCAUACGUAAGUCAAACAAAAGGGAAAGCGGAGCACAAUUUCGCGCAAGGAGACAAGACAAGCAUUCUAAGAUGAAACAAAACAUGAGCGUAAGUGAAACCCUUCAUCUACGCAGAAGUAGUGAGUAUAUAGUUACUUAGCGAAGUUCAUGUGAGUUAAACUGAA
Molecule: messenger RNA, 2041 nt
Organism: Vigna radiata var. radiata (mung bean)
Lineage: Eukaryota; Viridiplantae; Streptophyta; Magnoliopsida; Fabales; Fabaceae
Exons: 6
Coding region: 341-1426 (361 amino acids)
Biological process (GO): protein transport
Source: RefSeq, a predicted model, not a curated record